This is a messenger RNA of Pelobates fuscus (common spadefoot toad), 2014 nucleotides long. It is a transcript of the gene ENO4, whose product is annotated as enolase 4. Gene Ontology annotation, molecular function: magnesium ion binding; phosphopyruvate hydratase activity. The record is from RefSeq and is a predicted model, not a curated record. The transcript is spliced from 13 exons. NCBI's taxonomy places the organism in Eukaryota, Metazoa, Chordata, Amphibia, Anura, Pelobatidae. Bases 45 to 1757 code for a protein of 570 amino acids. Gene Ontology annotation, biological process: glycolytic process. Gene Ontology annotation, cellular component: phosphopyruvate hydratase complex.
GGCCUUGCUCCGCCAGUCUGUCCUGGUUCCUGCAGCCGCUCGCUAUGAGUUUCCGGCCGGGCAGCACAAGCCGUGAGUCCCGCUGCCGGGCGGCAGCCGAGUAUUACCGAUCCCUCCAGGUUCCGGAACGGCUAGAGGAAGCCCUGAACGAAGCGUUCACCCGGGGGCCACCGGAGGAUGUGUUCGGCCACCUGGCAAAUUACUUUGCUCGGCUCUCAAAGACUCCAAUAAUAUGUGGGAUGGAAGGCCGAAAAAUCCUGGAUGGAUCAGGCCAUCCAUCAUUAGAGGUCACGCUUCUCUGCACCGUGAAAAACAUUGACAAGCCUGUAUGCUCUGCCGGAAUAUCUGCAAACUCAGGUUUGCUGCCGCUGGCUUCUUAUGAUGCCAUUGAAGCCAGUGAGAAUGAAAGGGUUAAGUCGGUGGAUACAGCCAUUGAAUGGAUAAUGCACGAUUUACGGCCACUGAUUAAUGGAAUAUCACCCAAUGAACAGUCUAGAAUUGAUCAUCUGCUAAGUGAAUAUUUUAAGCAAAAAAGAGAAGAAUUAAAAGAAAUGGCACAAGUUGUGCAAGAUGUAACACCUUCGCCAGCACCCUCGAUCCCAACACCAACGGCAUCUCCGAAGUCUGGCAAGAAAAAAGGAAGUGGCAAAGAUAAAAGGAAGGCUGUUAUGGAGAAACCUGUACCCCCGGAAGAACCGUCGGAGCCAGUGAUCUGCGGCAGUUUUGCAAUUGGUGCAGUGUCACUCGCUGUAGCUAAGAGCAGUGCAGCUCUCAACAACGUCCCUUUGUACCUACAUAUCGCAACCCUAAGAAAUGCACAGCUACCUGCUCAAUUAGUUAUGCCAACGCCUUUGAUAAGUCUACUGAGUUAUGGAAAAUCAUCUCCUGGCAAACUGAACCUGAUGAAAGAAGUGAUUGUGAUCCCUAAGCAGAGUCGUGCACUGCAGGAGAAUGUUGACAUGAUCUUUUCCCUCCAGAAUCAAAUCAUGAAGCAACUUUGUAAUGUAUCCAAGGCAGCGUCGGUAAUUAAGAACAUAUCGCCGCUGGGCUGUUUGGUAUCUGGAUGUGACCGCAUAGAUCAGCCCUUGCAUUUAAUUGCUGAAGCCUGCGAACACCUUGGCCAAGAAUUGGGCACAGAUAUCCAUAUAGCACUCAACUGUGCCGCCCAUGAAUUAAUGGACUAUAACAAAGGUAAAUAUGAAGUCAUAAGUGGAACAUUCAAGACUCCCGAUGAAAUGGUCGACAUGUAUUUGGAUUUAAUUAACCAAUAUCCUUCUGUGAUUGCUUUAUUGGACCCACUGAGGAAAGAGGAUGCUGCACAGUGGCAGAGCCUCGCCAAUGCGCUUGCCUCCAAGUGUUAUUUAAUUUCAGACUUUGCAUCAAAACCUGUUUCCAGACUGCUGGAUACUCGAAACGUUAACAUUCCGCUUUCCAGCGGAACAGUCAUCAAACAUACCAACGAGACAACUGUUUCAGACCUGCUGGAUAUUUGCAACAUCAUUGCGGAAGAAAAGCGAGUGGCUAUAUUGGGAUGUUUGGACGAGGAAUCUAUGGAUGAAAGCCUAGCAGAUUUGGCCAUUGGGCUCGGAGCGCGAUUUAUCAAGUUGGGAGGUCUGCUGCGUGGGGAGAAGACCACCAAAUAUAACCGUCUGCUGGCUAUAGAGGAUGAACUCAGGCGAGAUGGAACACUAGGUUACCACCAAGAUUAUGAAUUCCCCGCACUUUGUAGUGAGAUGCAAAUGUCUGCUUCGCCGUAAGGAAGAAAUACCUUUAAAAUGCUACAAGAAAGACUCGACUCUGCAACUUGUACAAAAAAUACGCUUAUUUUGUUUCUUCCGAAUUGAUGUGAAAAAGGAAUGACGACAUUUCAUAGAGCGAUAAGAACUACGCCUUUGGCACUGAGGACUUUUUAAACCUUUUCAUUUUCUCCAUGAUAUUUGCCCACCCUAUUGCAGGGCCAAGCUGGUCGGUCAUAGAAUGGACGUGUCACAUAAAAUAAACACGAGAUCGAUUA